AUCCCUUUGCCUGGAAUGCCUACCCCUUCCACAACCACAACUGUACGAGAGCUCUCUUUGUUGGGGUUUUGUUUUGUUAUCUCAUCCUCAACUUAUUAAGCCUGGCGUUUGUCUUCGUCAUCUUUUUUUAGCAAUUGUGUAUUACCAUCACCAUUUUCGGACGAGUACGAGUUCUUGUAGGUAAGACUAGAUUCUCACCUGUCCGUCUCCCAACCAUGGCUUCUGCGGCAAAUGAAGAAUUUCCAGUCUGGGGACUUCUGCCAAAGAAAGAAACUGGAGCUUACGCUUUUCUAAACAAGUAUCCGGAGUAUGAUGGAAGAGGAACUGUCAUUGCAAUUUUUGAUACAGGUGUUGAUCCUGCUGCCCCAGGACUACAGGUGACUACUGAUGGAAAACCAAAAUUGAUUGAAAGGUAUGAUUGUUCAGGUGCUGGAGACGUAGAUACAACAACAAUUGUCACCCCUGUAAAUGGAGAAAUCACUGGACUUACAGGAAGAACUUUGAAGAUUCCAGAAUCAUGGAAGAAUGUAAACGAAGGGUUUCGCAUCGGUGUAAAAAGAGGCUUCGAGCUGUAUCCAAAAUUUUUGAGAGAUAGGAUCAUAAAGCAGAGGAAAGAAAAGCUGUGGGACCCUUAUCAGAAGCAAGCAGUUGCUGAGAGCAAUAAACAUCUCUCUCAAGUCCAGGCAAAGGAAUGCAGCGACAGCAAAAAGCAAGACCCUGCUCAAUUGUUGAUCAAAGAGGAAGCUACAGCCCGUGUGGAUAUUUUAAAUCAAUUUGAAAAGCAGUAUACUGAUUGCGGUCCUACGUAUGACUGCGUUCUGUUUCAUAACGGCAAGCAUUGGUGUGCAUGCAUUGACACCUCAGAAAAAGGUGAUUUAGCAUCAUGCAAGCUCCUGGGUGAAUAUUCAGUAACCCGCGAUUACACCAUUCUUUCGCCUGAAGACCAAAUGACUGUGUCAAUAAACGUUCAUGAUAAUGGGGAUGUUCUUGAAUUAGUAUCUGUUUGUGGAUCUCAUGGAACUCAUGUAGCUGCAAUUGCUGCGGCUAAUUUUCCUGAUGAUCCCGAAAAGAAUGGUGUUGCCCCUGGUGCACAGUUAGUUUCGUUAACAAUUGGUGAUAGUCGGUUAGAUUCUUUAGAAACAGGCACCGCCAUCAUUCGGUCCAUCAUCCAGUUGAUGAGGUGGUGUGAAAAAGGCCUCAAAAUUCAUGUUAUCAACAUGAGCUAUGGUGAACACGCCCAUUGGUCUAACUCAGGGCGGGUUGGUGAACUCAUGUCAGAGGCAAUAGAUAAGUAUGGUAUAGUUUUUGUGGCUGCUGCUGGAAAUAAUGGUCCAGCUUUGUGCACCCUUGGCACUCCACCAGAUAUCGCCACCGACAACAUCAUAGGUGUCGGAGCGUAUGUCUCUCCUGAAAUGAUGGCUGCCGAGUACAGCCUGAGGAGGGUGAUGCCUGGAACACCAUACACGUGGACUUCCCGUGCCCCAACUUUGGAUGGCGGGAAGGGAAUAACAGUCUGUGCGCCAGGAGGUGCUAUCACUUCUGUCCCGAAGUGUACGCUCAAAGGAUCUCAGCUGAUGAAUGGAACAAGCAUGGCCUCGCCAAACUGUGCUGGCUGCGUGGCUGUCAUCCUGUCUGGAAUUAUACAGAAAAAGCUUCUGUACAACCCCUUUCAAGUAAAAAGGGCCCUAGAAAACACAGCCCAGUUUUUGAGCGACAAGGACCCUUUUGCCCAAGGAUCUGGUUUAGUACAGGUUGAAAAAGCAUUUGACUACCUCAACAAUUAUCAAGAUGUACCUGAGCGAGAUGUGAGGUUUCGAGUCACAUGUGGGGCAAAUAAUGCCAAAGGAAUCAUCCUCCGAUAUGGUAUUUUAAAAGACCCAGUUGACUAUCUGGUAACGGUAGAGCCAAUUUUCUUCAAUACUGAUAAAAUAGAUCCAGAAAAAAAGCUUCAGUUUCAAAUAAGUCUGAAUUUAGUCUGUGAUGUCCCUUGGAUUAGUUGUUCACGUCAUUUGGAAAUUAUGAACUGUGCACGGCCUUUGUCAGUUAGAAUUGAUCCCUCCGGACUACAACCAGGAGUGCAUAAUACAAGGAUUCGUGCCUAUGAUUGUAAAAACCCUGAAAGAGGACCUGUAUUCACUGUUGAAGUGACAGUGUUUCAGCCUAUUACAUUCCCUCUGGGACCUACGAAACAGUAUCUACUAGAAUCUAACAACUGUGACUUUAAACAGCAUGAAAUCAAACGAUUUUUCAUCCUGACCCCAGAUACUGCAACUUGGGCAGUCAUGCAACUUAGAGGUGUAGAUAAGGACAAGUCAUCGAAGUUCAUGAUUCAUUGUGUGCAGACGCAGCCUAAAAAAUCUUGUAAAGUUCUUGAAUUCCACAAAAUGACUCAAAUCACAGCAGACUCUGACCAACAGUUGCCUUUCAAAGUUCAGGGUGGUAUUGUGCUGGAGAUAGCAAUAGCUAAAUUCUGGUCGGAAGAAGGGAAUUUUUCAUUGAACUUCUCAGUUCAGUUCUUUGGUGCAAGACCAAACCAAUCCUCAAUCACAAUGCACCAUGCUGAUGGUAUCCAUUCGGUUAUGGUACAGUCAAACGUCCGAGAGGACAUUGCACCCUCUGUCAAGCUAAACCACAAUGUUUCAGUUCUACGGCCAACUUCAGCUAAAGUGACACCACUCCUCUCAGAUAGAGAUACCAUACCUGAAAAAAGAGUGAUCUACCAGCUCAUGCUCAAUUAUUCGUUCCAUGUUCAUAAAGGGACCAAAGUUGUACUGAUUAAUGGUCUAUUGAGUGAUGCCUUGUAUGAAUCAGACUUCGAAUCACAGAUAUGGUUUAUUUACGACUCCAACAAACAACUUGUGUACACUGGUGGCUCCUAUGCUGACAGGUGGGUGACGAAGUUAGAAAAAGGUGACUAUACCGUGAAGCAUCAAAUAAGACACGAGAAGGUUGACUUGCUAGAGAAGUAUGUGGAUUUGCCGUUAUUUUGCUCUCAGAAGUUGCCCAACUCAAUAAGUCUGGAUGUCUACAGCUCAAAAUCCGCAGCAACCACUGGUGAAAGUAAACUAACCUCUGCUAUCAUUCACGGAGGAAAAAGUCCCUUCAAUGUUUAUUUUGCUGCACUCCCCAAUGAUAAAUUGAUCAAAAGUAUCACACCAGGACAGUUUUUGAGUGGAAAUAUUUCAUUUUCUAAAGAUGAAACUGGAAAGAAAGUAGACGUUUAUCCGUUUAAGUAUAUUUUAACUGAACCUGUGAAAAAAAACAACUCCAAAUCAGGAGAAAAAGAAAAACUCAAACUGGAUGAGUUUACGGAAGCCAAAAAGGAUUUUAUCACCAGUUGGAUUUCAAAAUUAGAUGGCUUAACUGAUGCAGAAACGGUGUUCAAUGAAGUAAUCAAUGAAUAUCCAGAUCACUUGCCUGCACAAUUAGCUUUGCUGCAAAAGUUAGAGCCAGACACAGCUUCUCUCAAUCUGAGUGGUAAUUGCACCCUGUCAACUAUCAGCCGGGUACUAAAAAUAACAGAGUUGAUCAUGGGGAAAAUCAACCAGACUGAAUUACUAGCGUUUUUGGGCAUGAAACACGAUCUGAGUGGAGACGCCCCCUCAGUUAAAAGCCAAAUGGAAAAAAAUCGUAAUAUCUUAGUCGAAGCUAUUGGUCGCCGCGGAGUCGCCAUGUGCCGAUAUUACCUUGAAUUUGAAGGCAAAGGAACAUCUGAUCCGGAAUUUGAAAGUUUGGGGAGUGCAUGUUCGCUAAAUAACAUUAAUGAUCUCUGGUGCUUUAUUUUGAAAUUUGUUGAUGCUUCGGAUCCAAAGGGGACUCAUCAUUUUGCACUGUGGCAUGCUGCUGUGCACAAGAAUUACGGACGGCUGUUGAAACUGCUAGUCAAAUUGAAUGAUGACAAACCUAACAAAACGAUCGAAGAAAGCAUGCAAUGGACUGCAGACAAAGCCGGCUGGACGCACAUUAGCAACUAUUUGAAAACGUCCCUUCCCUCUCGCUACCCCAAUGCUUUCAGAAUUUGUUAGCUGUAGUUUUUUAUCCCCAGUCAAUCGUAACCUUAGGAGGGACUGGAAUAUAUUGUGUUACUCUGCAUUUUCCAACACCUAUUUUCUUAUGCUGUGCUGUGACUUCAUGCGGUAAAAAAUCCUCCUACUUUUACCACCAGUAUUUUGCCCUUAUUGUGAAACUCUGAAUUAAAAAGUCUCAGGUCAUAACUUACUUGCGUAUCGAGGGCAUUUUUCUGCUCUGAAAAAGAGUUUCAAAAAAAUUCAAGCAUGAAUCUUUAGCAAUGAGUGAGUACAAAUUCAGUGCUGGCUUUUUUCUAAUUUUUUUUUACAUUUUAUUAAAUUUUCUACACUAUUGUUGGUUAACUGGAAUCAACCCUAUUUUCUAUUUUUUUUUUUGUAUGUGUAAUUUUUUUUUAAAUAAACUAACUAAUUCUUUUCAGUUUCA
Molecule: messenger RNA, 4452 nt
Organism: Bemisia tabaci
Lineage: Eukaryota; Metazoa; Arthropoda; Insecta; Hemiptera; Aleyrodidae
Gene: TppII
Product: Tripeptidyl-peptidase II
Biological process (GO): proteolysis
Cellular component (GO): cytosol
Molecular function (GO): serine-type endopeptidase activity; tripeptidyl-peptidase activity
Source: RefSeq, a predicted model, not a curated record